This is a messenger RNA of Populus nigra (black poplar), 3691 nucleotides long. RefSeq names its product putative pentatricopeptide repeat-containing protein At5g43820. Gene Ontology annotation, molecular function: protein binding. The record is from RefSeq and is a predicted model, not a curated record. The transcript has 6 exons. Bases 300 to 1991 code for a protein of 563 amino acids. NCBI's taxonomy places the organism in Eukaryota, Viridiplantae, Streptophyta, Magnoliopsida, Malpighiales, Salicaceae.
UGAUGAAACAACACUAAAUCUUCUUAUGAGUUAAUAUGAUGAUCCAAUAACUUAGAUUUUUUCCAGGUGAAUUCUCGAAUCGAGUCGGGAUCAGGGUCAAACUAAGAUUUCUCAACCCAAACUAGAAGCAAACAGGCUUUUUCUGAAAGAUUAGGGAUAAAGUUGGUAUUUGGCCAAAAGUUGAAGCGCUAAGCCCAGAAUGCACAAACCGCAUCCAAAUACAGAGACGAGUUUCCUUCACCUCGCACACGCCAUUUCACUGUGACUGUAUCUCAAACUUGGAGCGUAACGGUCAUUUCAUGGCAAUUAAUCCGCAGAGCUUUCUAGGGUUUCUCUCUCUCACCAACAAAAUCACCAGGUACCGCUUGCCUCACAUUCUUCGCUCUUCAAUUCCAUUUUCAACCCUAGACCCUCCUCAAUUUACCACUUCUCAUGAUAAUAUCAAGCUUCAAUCUAAUCUCGACGAGGAUUACGUUCUUAAUGAACUCUCUAAUCUGUUACCAAUCUCUCCUAAACCACCAAUUCCUCACCCAUACAACCACGAUCGUUCGAUUAGUAAUAAGCAAGUCGAAAUCAGACCCGUUUUUGAUCGAUUUUUAUCCCCUGAAGAGAAAUUAAGAGGAGUUUUUGUUCAAAAAAUCAAGGGUAAAUCUGGAAUUGAACGUGCUCUAACAGAAUGUAGUGUGGAUUUGAGUCUUGAUGUUGUAGCUAAAGUGCUUAAUAGAGGGAAUUUAGGCGGGGAAGCUAUGAUUAUGUUUUUUAAUUGGGCGAUUAAGCAGCCUAUGAUAAGUAAGGAUGUUGACAGUUACAAUGUAGUCAUUAGAGCACUAGGUAGAAGAAAAUUUAUUGAUUUUAUGGUGAAAUUUUUGCAUGAGUUGAGGGUAGAAGGUGUGAGCAUGAAUUCGGAGACGUUGUCGAUUGUAAUUGAUAGUCUAGUUAGGGCCCGUCGAGUUUAUAAAGCAAUUCAAAUGUUUGGGAACUUAGAAGAAGAGUUUGGGUUUGAGCGUGAUGCGGAGUCAUCGAAUGUGCUUUUGCAAUGUUUGUGUAGAAGGUCUCAUGUAGGUGCUGCGAAUUCGUACUUCAAUUCAUUGAAGGGGAAAAUACCGUUUAAUUGUAUGACGUAUAAUGUAAUCAUUGGUGGGUGGUCAAAGUUUGGUAGAGUUAGUGAAAUGCAGAGGGUUUUUGAGGAAAUGGAAGAAGAUGGUUUUAGUCCUGAUUGUUUGAGUUUUAGUUACCUUCUUGAGGGGUUAGGAAGAGCUGGUAGGAUUGAAGAUGCUGUUAUGAUGUUUGGUAGUAUGGAGGAGAAAGGUUGUGUACCGGAUACUAAUGUUUACAAUGCCAUGAUUUCUAAUUUCAUUUCAGUUGAGAAUUUUGAUGAGUGCAUGAAGUAUUAUAGGUGUUUAUUGAGUAAGAAUUGUGAUCCCAAUAUUGAUACUUAUACAAGAAUGAUCUCUGGUUUGAUCAAAGCUAGUAAAGUGGCUGAUGCUCUUGAAAUGUUUGAUGAGAUGUUGGAUCGAGGGAUGGUUACUAAAACAGGGACUGUAACUUCUUUUAUUGAACCUCUCUGUAGCUUCGGCCCACCCCAUGCUGCAAUGGUGAUCUACACAAAGGCAAGAAAAGUUGGCUGUACAAUAUCGCUAAGUGCUUAUAAGCUAUUGCUGAUGCGGCUUUCCAGAUUUGGUAAAUGUGGAAUGAUGUUAAAAAUAUGGAAUGAGAUGCAAGAAAGUGGUUAUUCUUCCGACAUGGAAGUUUAUGAAUACCUCAUCAGUGGGCUUUGCAACAUAGGACAGUUUGAAAAUGCUGUCCUUGUCAUGGAGGAGUCUAUGCGCAAGGGCUUUUGCCCGAGCAGGUUCAUCUGUAGCAAACUAAAUAACAAACUGCUUGCUUCAAAUAAAGUUGAGAGCGCUUACAGGCUAUUUUUGAAGAUCAAACAUGCUCGUCACAGUGAAAAUGCGAGGAGAUGUUGGCGUUCUAAUGGCUGGCACUUUUGAACAGGCAUCUUCUGUAUUGACAAGUGACAGUUUUCAGUGGGAAAUAGUUAGAUGCUUGUGGAUUACAGAGAUAAACUGUGAAGUUCACGAUGGUGAAAAGCCAACUUCUCGUGACUCUGAACUGCUGCAGACUGUUGUCAUUAUGCCAUAAACAAAGGAAGAGAGAAUCAUAAGAAACACUGACUGUAACUUACUGAGUGAGAAAGUAGCAGAGUGACAAGAAAACACACAGCUGGAAAUGGCAAAUUUAAUCCAGGAGCCAGAUUCAGAAGGCCAAAACCUAUAAUUAGCACCUCACAUAGAGGGAUGCACAGUGCGGAUUUGUACAUAGAAGGCAAGAAAGAGAGAUCAAACCCUGGAUUCAUAUGGCAGACAUGAGGUGUUCGUGUAGCAGACUUUGCAGGAAGGGGUUUUCUGUACUUGAACUUAGAUGCAUGUUUGUCUUGCUUCUCUGUUUGUCCAUCCAUGACAGCGCGACCUUGAUUUGGGUUUGAUGUGUCAUAAAUCAGUUCGGUUUAAGUGUCGUUCCUUUCCUUAUUUUGGGAACAAUGAUCUCCAUAGCCAAGGGCUUGCCUAAUGGUAUAGGUGUUGACCUCAUUGACCCUGGCUGUUGUGCCAUUAGAGUGAGGAGUGACCCAUGAUGGAUGGGGCUGGGUAAUCAUCAGUAAGGUGCAGCCUUGAUCUUCAUUUUAUUUUUCAAGAAGCUUGCUGCUAGCCCACGUGGUGUUUCCAGUGAUGUACAACUUCUGGAAAACCUAUGGGUGAGCUGUUGGGGCUAACAUUUCUGGUUGUGGUUUAUAUUCAUGUAAAGACCAAGGAGUGACUAAUAUGUGGAAAGCUCCUACCUGCAAAUAAAGGGAAAAAAAACAUAUAUCCAGGCAAUAAAGGGAAUAUGCAUGGAUUUAUGACUUGAGAAGCACCAUUCAAUUCUCUCCCAGGGAUUAGCAACGUCGUUUGCUAGGUUCAAGAGGACCACCGGAUAGCUUUUGAUCUUUACUUCUUAUUGUUUGUCACAAUCAACCAGCAGUACUUUUAAGGUUGUGCAGGAAGACUUCUGUCCCAAAAAGUUUAAGAAUGGAGGAUCAGGCUGAAAAUUCUGGCAUGUUAGCUAAUCAAGCUGAGCUGGGGGCUACAUUGCUUUCGCCAUUGUCUACAGUUAUCCUGGACAUUUUUCUUUUUUAUUGUAUUUCUACUGGGAUCCUGAUCUGCACACUCAGCAACAUGUCUAAAGAUGCCUUUUCAGGUUCUGCUUUGCUCUGCGCAUCAUUUUUUCCCUCUAUCUUCUUGACCAGUGCUUGGAUUCAGCUUCAUAGGGAUGUUAUUGCACCGACUGUAUACUCAUGGGAUUCUCCAUCCAAGGUUGGCGAGUCUCCUGAUCAAUCUAAGGCGAAGCUUGCGCUUGUAAAUCCAUUGGCUUUCCUCUCUCUUUUUUGACUCUGGUUAGUUUUGCUGCAUUCAUACAUCUUUACUUGGACGUUAUGACAUGGGAAAGGCUUAUUAUACCACAGACAAAACUUGCCAUACCCCAGACAGCUUGCAGCAUUUUAUUUCAUGGGUCGGUUUGCUCCUCUGUCUCAUCGCCGUCCCCAUCUGCAUAAGAAAUUAAAUCACAAUAUAAUUUAACUAGUGUUGAGGUAAGAUACAACUUGUAGUACAAAACUUUCUAUUUUUCAAUUUUACUGGAACAUCAUUGGUUUGUA